AUGGCAGCCCUACGUGGCUGCGGGCUGAUGGUGCUGGUGGUGAUGGCGGCAGCGCUCAAGGGCGAUGAUCUGCAUCAAACUGUUGCUGAGAUGAAGUCGAGUGAAAGGUCCGAAUACACCAAAUCGCACAAGAAGUUUCGGUUUUUCGAUGCAGAUAACAGCGGGUUCUUGUCGAAGGAAGAGUUCGAAGCAGGGCUGAAGAAGCUCGGGUACAAGACCAACUCGAAGAAGCUUGACUACAUCAUGUCAGAGCUCGAUAUGGACAAUGAUGGGCGGGUAGAAUUUGUUGAGUUCAUGAGGCCAACCGCAAAGAAGUACAAGGAGGAGCGCGAGCUUGAGAAAGGAGCAGACACAGACAGAGCGAUGGAGCACUUCGACAAGAACUUUGACGGAAGAAUAUCCAGCGAGGAGUUUUAUCUAGGCUUGUCGCACCUCAAACGCCUUGACAAUAUUCGCAAGGACGACUACAAGGAUUUCUUCGUCAACUAUGCUGAUCUCGACGGGGACGGCUAUCUGACAUACGAAGAACUUGACUCUAUCGAUCCCGCUCUCUUGUAAGAAUAAUCAAAAUGUCUCAUACUCCUC
This is a messenger RNA of Guillardia theta CCMP2712, 585 nucleotides long. RefSeq lists its product as hypothetical. Bases 1 to 558 code for a protein of 185 amino acids. The record is from RefSeq and is a predicted model, not a curated record. The transcript has 7 exons. Lineage: Eukaryota; Cryptophyceae; Pyrenomonadales; Geminigeraceae. Gene Ontology annotation, molecular function: calcium ion binding.